CAUCACGACCUUGACGCUACAUCUAAUGACGACCCGACUCGUCUCAGCAUCUCUGAGACGCACUUUGCGACCACAGGCUAUCGUAUCCCCGGCUCAAACCCUCUUCACGCCCUCCCCCGCACCCCGACUGGCUACCCGGAGCCCCGUGCUGGGACUCGGAACCACCAACCGCGCAAUGUCAACCACUGCCCAGCCUUUGCGGCCCGCCGCCGACCCAGCAGACGACAUCACCGAGUCGUAUGGCGGUGCAGCCAACGUUGCGCAUCUGCGCCGCGUGGCGCGCGACUUCCGCACGGACACGAUCACGAUGCCGACCGACGCGCAGGUCGCGUACGCGGCGCAGGCGUCGCGCGGGGACGACGUCGAAGGCGAGGACCCGACCACCACUGCGCUGGAGGAGCGUAUCGCGCGGCUGGCGGGCAAGGAGGCCGCGCUGCUCUGUCUCUCGGCGACGAUGUGCAAUGCGCUGGCGGUACGCUCGCACCUCAUGCAGCCUCCGCACAGCAUCAUCGUCGACGCGCGCGCACAUACCUUCAAGAACGAGGUCGGGGGCGCCGCGCUCUUCUCGCAAGCGACGAGCCACGCCUUGACACCACGAAACGGGCUGUACCUCGUCCGCGAGGACAUCGAGGAGCGGCUGGAGCUCGGUAACGACGUGCACAUCGCCCCGACGCGCCUCAUCAUGCUCGAGGACACGCUGAACGGCGUCGUAGUCCCCACGGAGGAGGUGGAGCGCAUUGCCGCCCUGGCGGGCGAGCACGGGAUUCUGCUGCAUGUCGACGGGGCGCGCGUGUGGAACUCGGCCGCGGCGGCAAUUGAGAGGAGUGGAGGGGUGCAGGACGACGCUGCGCUCGGGACGGCGCUCGCGAGCAUCCUCGCACCGUACAGCACCGCGAGCUUGUGUCUCUCAAAAGGACUCGGCGCGCCACUGGGAUCGGCGCUCGUCGGUCCCAAGAAUGUCAUCGACCGCGCACGCUGGUUCCGCAAGGCGUUCGGCGGCGCGUGGCGGCAGAGCGGGCACGUCGCCGCGCAGGCCGACUGGGCGAUCACGCACCACUUCCCACGACUCGCGCAGACGCACAAGCUCGCGCGGAGGCUCGCGGACGAGCUGCGAGCCGCGGGGUGUACCAUCCUCGCGCCGGUCGACACGAACAUGGUCUUCUUUGAUGCAGCGCCACUCGGUCUGAGUUUCAACAAGCUCAAGGCUGCCCUCGCGGUGCUCGACGAGCCUAUCACGCUGGGGUCGAACCGCCUCGUCGUGCACCACCAGACUAGCCCCAAGGCUGUGGCGGACCUCGUGGAGACAAUCAAGUCGCUCGCGGGGAGCGUGAGCGAGGAGGAGAAGGCCAAAGUUAGGAGUCAGAAGCCUGCCGAGCUCGGAUACCGGUAG
Molecule: messenger RNA, 1390 nt
Organism: Vanrija pseudolonga
Lineage: Eukaryota; Fungi; Basidiomycota; Tremellomycetes; Trichosporonales; Trichosporonaceae
Product: putative low-specificity L-threonine aldolase
Exons: 3
Coding region: 26-1390 (454 amino acids)
Biological process (GO): L-threonine catabolic process; glycine biosynthetic process
Cellular component (GO): cytosol
Molecular function (GO): L-allo-threonine aldolase activity
Source: RefSeq, a predicted model, not a curated record